AUGUCUCGAGUUUCCGAAGCCCCCAUAUUCCAAUUUUCAACUGGAAACGAUUCACUUUUAAAGUUCAAAACGAGCCCUUACUACCAUCUUGACAACAACAACAAAGGCAGCAACAACGACAACGACGAUGCAGAACCCAGCUCGACCGGCAACAACCAAGAAAGCAGAGAUGCCAGCGUUUCAUCUUCCUUUUGCCCAACGCUAUCGACAUCACUUGCCCAAUCAGCACUAGCCUCCAUCAAGAACACCUUGAAAUUGGAAAACGAAGCCGUGACCCACUUGCGCCAACAAUACCAAAUCGACGAAUUCUCCAUUUCCAAUCUAAUGCACUCGCUAUCGAUAAUGCUCAAGUCCUACCAAAACGGCGGCAAAAUCGUGAUUUGCGGUAUUGGCAAAUCGUACAAGUUGGCUUUGAAACUAGUGGCAACGUUGACCUCGCUAUGCAUCCCGAGUUGCAAUUUGCACCCCUCGGAAGCGUUGCACGGCGACCUAGGGAUGAUUAACGAGGGUGUCGACUGCUUGAUCAUGUUGACUUCCUCGGGAAACACCCCUGAACUAAUCAACUUGCUACCUCACUUAUCUCCGGACUUGCCAAUAAUAUUGUUGACCUGCAGCAGAGUCUCCAAAUUGUCAACAAGCGACCAAGUCAAGAGCUUGAUACUUGCUGAAUUGGCCCAUACCCACAACGAGGAAUCUAUUCACGGAUUGCCUGCGCCUACGGUAUCGACAACAUUGUCGUUGAUAUUGGCUGAUUCCGUCAUCUUGGCCUUGUCCGAGUUGAUAGAGGCUAAUUUAGUGAAGAGACGAAGACAGUUUGGCUUGAAGCACCCCGGUGGAUCCAUUGGUGCUAGCUUGAACCUUCAAACCACAAACCAACACGUGGGGGGUGGGGGAGCAUCGACUGCGAGUAGGAGCCAAAAUAACGCACCUUCGCCAACACCCUCAUCUUUGCCAUCCGAAGUAGGCAGCACUACUUCCCUCUUGAGCCUCAAGAACAAUUUGCAUGGCGGCCAAAAUGGCGCCACGCCACAAGACAUUUCAAACGAGAGACUGGCGUCGACGGAUAGCGAGAAUGACGGGCUCGAAUUCAAUGUGCCGCAUCGAGUCGCCGACGCGCAGAACCACUCGACGAGCAAUGUUAAAACUGUAUCGCACGAGCAAGUGUUGAACUUGACCGAGUUUGACAUUUUACAAUGGAUUACAUUGUAUGACUAUUUACAAAUUCAAAAUUCAAAUUUGAAGUUGCACUUGCCACUAGUCAAGAAACUUUACAAGGACUUUUACGAAAACAAACAGGGGCUCGAGGCUUGCGCUAAAAACACAAGCAGCGAAGCCAACACCACAGAACGCCACUGGAAUAAAUUCAAAUGGGAACUACUAAGGUCCUUUAGCUAG
Molecule: messenger RNA, 1395 nt
Organism: Lodderomyces beijingensis
Lineage: Eukaryota; Fungi; Ascomycota; Pichiomycetes; Serinales; Debaryomycetaceae
Source: the annotation of a GenBank genome assembly